ACGAGCGAGCCCGGCCGCCCCGCCCCGGCCGCCGCCCGCCCCCCGGCGCGUGCGGGCCCUCGGGUCACGGGUCGCGGUCCCGGCGCCGAGCCGACAGCGUAGCACCGCGUCCGCACAGCAGCACCCAUGCGACGCGAACAUGAAAGACAAGAGGAAGAAGAAGGACCGCACCUGGGCCGAGGCUGCCCGCCUGGCACUAGAAAAACACCCCAACUCACCAAUGACAGCAAAGCAGAUACUGGAAGUCAUCCAGAAGGAAGGGUUGAAGGAAACAAGUGGAACUUCCCCGUUAGCCUGUCUGAACGCGAUGCUUCACACUAACACGCGAGUAGGGGAUGGGACGUUCUUCAAGAUCCCUGGGAAGUCGGGCCUCUACGCUCUCAAAAAAGAGGAAUCAUGCCCAGCUGGCGGCACACUGGACAUAGGCCGUGAUCCUGACCUGGGCAGCACAGAGAUGGCCGAGGCCAGCACCGGUGCAGAGGGAGACAGAGUCUGUGUGAAGCAGGUAACUGAUGAAGCGUCUCCCAUUCGGGACUCAAGCCUCACUAACACAGCUGUGCAAAGCAAGCUAGUGUCUUCCUUCCAGCAGCACACCAAAAAGGCCCUCAAACAGGCUUUGAGGCAGCAGCAGAAAAGAAGAAAUGGGGUCUCAGUGAUGGUAAACAAGACUGUUCCUCGCGUGGUCCUGACACCAUUGAAGGUGUCUGGCGAACAGUCAGACUCACCUUCAGGAUCCGAAUCUAAAAAUGGUGAAGCAGAUAGUUCAGAUAAAGAAAUGAAACAUGGGCCAAAGUCUCCCACUGGAAAGCAGAGUCAGCACUUAAAACGACUGAAAAAGUCUGGUUUAGGACACUUGAAAUGGACCAAAGCUGAGGACAUCGACAUAGAAACCCCAGGAUCUAUUCUCGUCAACACCAACUUGAGAGCGUUAAUAAAUAAGCACACGUUUGCCUCCUUACCUCAGCAUUUCCAACAGUACCUCCUCCUUUUGCUCCCAGAAGUGGAUAGGCAGAUGGGCAGUGAUGGAAUUUUACGCCUCAAUACGUCAGCUCUAAAUAAUGAAUUCUUUGCAUAUGCAGCACAAGGGUGGAAACAGCGGCUGGCAGAAGGAGAAUUUACCCCGGAAAUGCAGUUGAGGAUAAGGCAAGAAAUCGAGAAGGAAAAGAAAACAGAACCUUGGAAAGAAAAAUUCUUUGAAAGGUUUUAUGGAGAAAAGUUGGGUAUGUCACAGGAGGAUUCUGUAAAACUCACUUCUGGACCAAACAGUGAUGGAGCUGAAAGUCGCUCUGCCCGUGGGGCCUCUGGCCUUCCAGGUCUUUCCAUGCAGACUCCCUCGGAAGAGCAACAGCCAAACAGCAUGAAGAGCCCCACCCCUCUGGAGCCAGGUAUCCAUGCUCCGCUUCAUCUGGAGGUACACAUAGGUAAAGACAUGAUGACAGAGCUGGAGCCAGAGGCUAUCUUGAUCCCUGAAGAAUCUGUGAUUCAGGAGGAAAUUGCGGAGGAGGUGGAGACCAGUGUCUGUGAGUGCCAGGAUGAAAAUCAUAAAACAAUACCUGGAUUUUCUGAGGAGGCUGCAAGUCCAGUGGACUCUCACGGGGAGCCCCAGGCAGCACCCCCAGAAGAGACCUUGGAAUCCUGUGUUUUGAUGAGUGAUGUUUUAGACCCUCAUGCUGAAGUUAAGAUGGAAGAGAAAUCAGAAUCUCCCCAGGAAGACAUGUCAGUUGUUAUUGAUCAACUAGAAGUCUGUGACUCUCUUGUUCCUUCCGCUUCACCUGUGACAUCUGACACAGGACAUCAAGAACCAGAAACUGCACUAGAGACCAGAACCCCCAAAAUAAAAGCAGGGUCAGCGUCUUCAGAAGGCCAGUUUCCAAGUGAAGGAAUCGCUGUAGACAUGGAGCUACAGGGUGAUCCUGAUGAACAGCCCGAAGAAAACACUUGCACCUCCGAUGCUUCCUUCUCUCCUGAGAGCCCAGAGGGGGCCUGUCCCAGCCAAACAUCCCCAGGAGGGGACACCCAGUCCACUUCGGAAGAGCCAUGUACCCCAGCCUCCCUGGAGACAACAUCCUGUUCUGAAGGGCCCAGCACUGAGAAUGCGGACAAAUACCAGAGAAAUGUCCCUGAUGAUGACCUGCAUGCAUCUGUGAUAUCAGAAGCAUCUCCAGUGUCCACUUCACCUGGAAUAUCAGAUGCAUCUCUAAUGUCCAGUUUACCUUUAACAUCAGAAGCAUCCCCAGUUUUACCUUUAACAUCAGAAGCAUCCCCAGUGUCUGAUCCACCAUCGGCAUCAGAAACCUCCUCAGUGUCUUCCAUGCUCCUUGCCUCUGAGGCCACUUUCAUAUCCAGUUUGCCACUCCCUGCAGAAAUGUCUCCCAUGUCUAAUUCCAUGACCGGGAAAGCAGGGCAUCAACAAAGAAAGUCGCCUUCCAGGCCUGAGGGGCCAUGCCCCCCACGGGACGGCAGCCCUGCCCCCGCUGAGCCCCUGGUAGAGAGCCCUCCCACCCGGCAGGGGGCGCUCUCCCCUCCCCCUGAACCCACCACGGCGGGCUCCCCUCCUGCUGCCCUUGGAGCUUUUCUGCCAGAGGAGCUGCCCUGUAGGGCUCUGAAUCCGCAGCCUGGUAAACCCCAUGGUGGGGCUGAGAAGCCCUAUCUUGCUUUGCUUCCAGAACUUUCUUCUCCAGAAGUGAUAAAAGUUAAAAAUCAUAAUGUCCUGCACAGAACAGAAAAGAAAGGGGUGUUGUCACCAUUGGAAUUACCAGUUUUUUCUGAAGAGACCGAGAGUAAGGGAAACGAGCUUCCAUCAGCUAAAUUACAGGACAAGCAGUAUGUCCCGCCCACGGACAAGGCUUCAUUUUCAGAAGGCUCUAGAAAUAAAGCACAAAAGCAGGGGGGCUCCCAGAGCCGGCCAGAGACCUCGCCGGCCUCCAGGCUGUCGGAGCCGUCCAGGCCGCCUGACGGGGUCAGGAGCGAAGGCAGAGAACCUGAGACACCGAAGAGGAAAACAGCAGAGCAGCACAGCUUUGGCACCUCUAAGGAGAAGAGGGCCAGGAUAGACGGUGACCCGCCGGCCCACAGCGCGCCGCCCAGCAGCCCACCCGAGAAAGAGCAUCCUCUGAGGGAGGAGCCCAGAGUCCCGCCUCUCAAGAUCCAGCUUUCCAAAAUCGGGCCACCUUUCAUCAUCAAGAGCCACCCAGUCUCCAAAGCGGAGUCUCGAGCGUCGACCAGCAUGUCCACCGGUGGGAGGAACACGGGAGCCCGAACUCUGGCCGACAUCAAGGCCCGCGCGCAGCAGGCCAGGGCUCAGCGCGAGGCGGCGGCGGCAGCGGCAGUGGCCGCGGCCGCGAGCAUCGUGUCAGGCGCCGUGGGGAGCCAGGCCGAGGGUGGCAAGGCACGGACCCUGGCACACAUCAAGGAGCAGACGAAGGCGAAACUCUUUGCUAAGCAUCAGGUCCGAGCCCACCUCACCCAGACCGCGAAGGAGCCGCGGCCACUGCCGCUCGGCCCCAAGGAGGGUCCUCCGAGCUUAGACGGCUCUCCCAACCCUGAAGCAAAGCUUGAAGCUCCCACCGGUGUCAUAAUCGUGAACCCAAACUGCAGGUCCCCAAGCAGCAAGGCCACGCCCCUGCGGGAGGCCACCCCCACCCCGCUGCAGGCUCCCAGCCCGGCGCAGCGCCCAGAACCUGCUGCCCACUCACCUCCACGCGGGUCUGGCAAGAACACACCUGUGCCACUCUUCUCUGAGAAAGCCGUUUUAUCUACCUCUCCUGAAAGUAGCGGUGUGGCCACGCUUUUCCACAGAAGCUGCGUCCCCGCAUCCACCUGCAGUGCUGCGCCAGGAGCUGCUCCAGAGCAGCCUUUCACAAGCCCCGUCGGGGCGCCCUCCGUCCUGCGCUCUGCGGACAGCACAAACAUCCCAGCUCCCGCUCGCAGUGGGAGCACGUCGGCAGCCGUCCAGGGAGCAGGCGCCGUGGGCAUGGCCGGCCCCCAGUGCGUGGGGAACGCGCCUGCCGCCCCCGCCCCUAGUCCCGGGGACCGGCUGCUGCCCGCGGGCGGCAGGGUAGGCAGCUUGGCCCCAGGCGCACACGCGGGAAGGGAUGGCAGGCCUUCCGAGAGGCUGGCCGUGCCCAGCGGGGAGGAGCAGGCCCACGUGCCAGGGGGCCCUGCUGUGCGGACGGCGAUCGGCGGCCGGGCCUCGCACCCCGCCACCCUGCUCACUGGGAGCCCCCCCGAGUCACGUGCCGACAGCUUGGACAGAAGCACAGGGCCCCGCCACAGGGCGGACCAUCCUGUGACACCUCAGCCCCCUCCAGGGGCCUUUGCGCCCACAGCCACGAACAGGUCAAUUCCCUGUAAAGUCAUCGUGGACCACAGCAUGGCCCUGACUGCUGCUUCAUCACUGGCCGGCCCCAUUGGCAGCGUGGAAGCCCGCGGGGAUGCGCAGGGCCGGCCAGCAAGGGCGGAGCCCCCCGCACAACCCCCAGCCCGCCCUCAGGUGUCUGUCAUAAGCAGGCCCGAACCUACCACCCCUGCAGCGCAGCCCGACGGCAGAGCGCCACAGGCCGUGUGCCCAGGUCGCUGCGACGGGCCCCCUGCGGUUCCAGACGCAGUGCGAGGCCCGGCGGCCGCCUUCAGAAGCGAGGCAGACACAAAGUGCGGCGGUCAGUGCAGCGCAGGCCCCCGGGUCUGCUGGGCCGAUGAUGUGCCGAGGAGCACAGGACUGCCUCUGGCUGGCCUCCCGCCGAGCAGACAGGAGCGCCUGGGGCAGGGCUGUGUGCAUCCCGCCACAACCGAGAACGCCGGCUACACGUGCGCAUCAGAGCUCCUCUCCAGGCCUCUCCUGCCAACCGUGGCCCUAUCGGUGGAGGGCGAGCCUCAGGACGCGGACAGAGGCCUCAGGACGGACGCCGACGACUUCCCCGCGCCCGGGCGGCCACCUCCAGCCGCCGCCACCCCCAACGCGCCGCAGACAGAGGCCGCACGGGCUGUAGCUGCUGCGCCCGCGGAGGAGGGGCCCUCGGCCGACACCCUGAAGAGAGCGCCCAGUGCGGGGAUCUCAAGCUGUCGCCUGUCCUCCGUGGAGGCUAACAACCCGCUGGUCACGCAGCUGCUGCAGGGCAACCUGCCCUUGGAGAAGGCUCUGCCGCAGCCCAGGCUGGGCGCCAAGCUCGAGAUUAACAGGCUCCCACUGCCCCUGCAGACGACGUCAGUGGGCGCCCCAGUGCCGGAGAGAAGCGCCGCCGACGUGCCAUCCAGCUCGCCAAACCCAGACGGGAAAGACUGCCUGGCAGGGGCUCUCACACCCCAGCAAAUGAGAAAGCGAGAAAACCACCCCAAAAAGAGAGUAGCCAGGACCGUAGGGGAGCACACGCAAGUUAAAUGCGAGCCAGGGAAGCUGCUGGGGGACCCAGACGCCCAAGGGGUGCCCUGUGUUGUCAGCUCGGGCGUGAGUCCGCUGGGGCACAGCCAGCCGUUCAGGCAGGACUGGCUAAGCAAGCACGCCGCGCAGAGCAGAGCUGUGCACAGCCCAGAGGUCAAGCAGCAGAGGCGGCUGCUGCCCGCGUGCAGCUUACAGCAGGGCCUGUUCCACGCCGAGCAGAGCGGCGGCUUCCACACCGGCGCUGGCCCCGCGCACAGGGCGCAUCUCCCGCCGCCGCCGCCGCCGCCGCCACCGCCGCCGCCGGCCCGGGGACCCCUCCCCGGCGCGCCCCCUUCGGCCGGGUCCUUCACCACGGGCCGGCGGCCGGAGCCCAGAGCGCUGGGCGAGGCCGGCCCAUCCCCGGGUCGCGCUCUCAAGCUGGCCGGCGUGCUGUCCCCGGGUGCGCCCGUCAAGGACUGCGACGAGACGGGAGUGCCGGCCGCGGCCAGGGGACACAGAGGCCUGGGGCCGCCACCUCCGAACACCGAGCAGAAACAGGCCACGGAGGCCGCACAGAGACUCGGGUGGCUGCAGGCCGCGGGCAUGCGCAGCGGCGUCAAAUCGGAACCUCCCUCCUUUGAGGAAGGCCUGGGCAGCAGCUGUGAGCUGGGCAGGAAGCAGGUUUCCUAUGAGCAGAGCGACGUGAAGGAACAGUUAAAGGCGUUUGCCCUGAAAAGUGCAGAUUUCUCUUCCUAUUUGCUCUCCGAGCCGCAGAAGCCUUUUCCUCAGUUGGCUGCUCAGAAAGCGCAGGUGCCGCAGCCGCUCUGUGGUGGCUACCCGACCAUCCACUUCGGAAGCGCGAGCUUCAAGAGGGCGGUGCCUGCGACCGAGAAGUCCGUGGGCGUGGUGGGCAGCGCCCCCCUCGCGACUGCGGGCCUGCCCGGCCAGAGCGCGCCCGGGCCCGUGCCGGGCUUCGCCGACAGCCGCGCGGACGAGCUGGAGCUCAAGUGCUCGUGCCGUCUGAAAGCCAUGAUCGUGUGCCGGGGCUGCGGGGCCUUCUGCCACGACGACUGCAUCGGGCCCUCCAGGCUGUGCGUGGCGUGCCUGGUGGUGCGGUGACCGCCCGCCACGGCGCAGGGCCCCGCAGCCGCAGCCGCCAUCUGUGGGGGUUCGUCCAUCCCCGUGGCAUGCCUUCUGCGUGUUUAGCUUUGGAAAAUUCUCAUCCUUGCGGUGCAGGUCACUACCCUGUGUGCUCCUCGAACUCGGAAGUAGACGGGAAAAGGACGCCUUCAUUAAUAAGAGCUGGAGCACUCCGCAGCCGGAAGGUCCUGUGCGAAUGAGCUUGGCUGCGCUGCACUCGGCACCUGCGCCAACGUGGCGCGGCCUUCUGGGGGGCUGCUCUGCACCUGCCCACACCCGUGAUUAAAUCACAGUUGGAAGGGGAAUCCUGUAUUUACUAACAUCACAAAGGAUGCAGUAGAGGAGGCAUGCCAUCCAUGAACCGCCUCCCCUCUCUUUAGAUUCUUCCCGGAGACCCGCAGAGCUGCUGAGCAUCUGCCUUGCACACUGUACCCUCACUGGAGUGAAGUGUGUUGUCUUCCUGAAACGCAGUGUGGACCUCAUGCCCAUUAAUCUGGCUCCAGCCCCUUGACACCUGAUACCGUAAGAUCAGUUGGCCAAGAUGGGCCAUAGGCUCAGAGGACUUUAGAGCUUCUGGGUGGCUUUUAAGAGCAAAUAUGAAAAAAAAAAUGCCCUAGUAUAUUAAAAGCAAACAAGUAAAAAGUGCUAUAUAUGCAAACACAAAUGGGCUGAUAAUGUACAUAUGGGUCCAUUCCAUUCACUCUAAUAAGGUCACUAUUAAAUUCAGGUGAAAUGCCUUACCCUUAUUGAUGACACCCGUGCAUUCCAGCUUUGGGCCUUGCAGAGGUUUGCCACCUCAUGCUUGCGUGUCAUUGAUACUAAAGGGGACUGAAGUGGGAACGUUUUCUGAACAAUUUUUUCUUAAGGUUCAUGACCUGUAUAACUAUGUUCGAUUCUGAAAUAGCCUUUAUUUUAAAAAUUGUUCUAGGUAUUGCAUGUUCUGUUUUUUUCCCCCUCAGAUGAAGCCAGUAUAUCCGUCAUAUUUAGGAAGUGGAACUGUUUUUGAAAAUGGGAUACUGCAUCUUACAAGUAUCAUCAGUGCUUACCCUAAACUCUGAGUGUUGAGUCCUUGAGCGCCAUUCCAUGUACUUUGGCCACCAACCAUCAUGCCAAGGGGCAGCCAUAGUUCAGGAGGCUCUUGCCCUAAAGAAAGUUCAGAAGCACAUGACAUUUUGGAAAGACAAAAUCAGCAAAACCACGCCAUCAAUGUCAGGCUGCAGAGCACAGAGUGUGAAGGGCCAUUAACCCUCUGAUUGAUGGAGGCUGUAAAAUUUAGAAUUUAAAACAAACAAACAAACAUGGGUUACCAUGCGUACCCAGGGUAAGAAUAACAGAUAUUCUUACAAGGGGUCAUCCUAAUCAAUGUGAACUUUUGACAUUCCCGUAAAAUAUGUCUUAAAGACUGACUGGAAUGAGCAGAAAUUACAUUCCUGGCAGAAAAAAGAAAUACUUGUGAUUUUUUAUAGUAAUCAGCCAUGAUAUGUUUUUUUCCUUCACAUUUAUUACCACAAUGUUGCCAAAUUUUGUUAGGUAAUAGAGACUCCAUUUCUAUUAAUAAAUUGUUGAUAGUGAAAAAUGCUUUAUCUUAAAAGGAAAGAAAAGCAAGGGAGGCCCUGCCUCUGUGGCCGCGUUUGGCACUUCGGUACCGUUACUUCUGUAUUUCACAUUAAAAUGACCGGCUGAGAAAACGAGCAGUGGGCUCACCUAGCCCUGUGCAGGCACACAGCCUCAGCUCUGGGGGAGCCGGGUCGUCCUGCACCGGGUCAGUGGGUCACGCCCCGCCAGAGGUGUCUGCGGUCUGCCUGGCCUAGAUGUCUUGGUCAUCGAGGACACGCGCUAGCCUCACGGGGGUACCCGUGAGAUGUGCGCACUUGCAUGCCAACUUCUUCCACAUUCAGCUGCCGCUCUACUUGUGUCAGGUGCUGUCUAUACCAGCAGAUUCCAAACUACCACAGCAGUAACUGACACCGUCUGCACAACAUGUGCUCUCUGUAUAUGAGGCACAGUGGAGGCUGCUGUGAGCUCAUAUUCUGUCCCAUCAUUGUGGAAUGCUGCCUGCAAGUUACUUACUGGGAAUGAAGAAAAGUGUCCUUUUGUAGGUUUUGCUUUUUCACAUAGUAGGUUUGGAGAAUCAGUUGACCGUGCCUGGAUUCCAUCACCCAGGUGCAAAGAGCAAAAUUCCUCUCUGCCCUUGCUCUUUACUGCCCCCAUUUAAAUUCCUAGAGUCCACAUAUGAUUUAUAUGACUAAAUUCCUAUCUUCAGGCUAAAACAGGGAAAGAAAAGGAAUUCACAGGUAAAAUGUGGAUCAGAAAUUUUACAAGUGUCCACUUAAUAUAUAUACAAAAGCCAGUAUAUUUGGAGUAGGUUCUUAAUUUUCCGAUUUCUACAGGCCUCUGCCUAUGUGCAAAUGGAGUGUGUUAUUUACUAUAUGGUUACUGUGGUGUAAUGUGCAAAUUUUAGUGUGUGCAUUAUCCUGACUAUUGGAUGCUGUGAUACUCUUAUCAGGAUAGAACUUGCACAUGUAACUUUUUUUUUUUUUAUCACAAAGGAUGUAUUUCCCUAAGUAGCACUUUUGGAGCAGGGGAAGGAAGAAAACAUAUUCCCUAACCCCUCUCCUGUAUGAUAUGCAGAUGCCUGAGGUGUAUAGGGGCAUUCUGGUAGUUCAUGGGCAUGUUGAUAGCAUUCUGAUGCAAGCUCAUUUUCAAAAUGAAGAUCUUUUUCCUUCCCUAAAGUGAAAAUAGUAGAAAUGUUGGUGAACUGAGCACCGUAGUUAUAUAUAUACUAUUUCCCUGCUAAGGUCUAGUUUGAAGAAAAAACUUGAAAACAAGCCUGUGAGGUUGAGUCUGGUCGCUGUAAAGACUUGACGGCGGUCCGCGUUUCUGGGAUGAGCUAGGAAGGUUCGGCUGCCUGCCUGACCUGGGAUGCCGUCCCUCCUUGAGAAGAACACACAGAAGGAGCUGGUCCCACGGAUCCUGGGCGCAGCCACGAGCGGAGCGCGGGAUGCCGGUGCCCCACCGCGCACCGCUGCGUGGAGAGGUCACUGUGGCCUCAGAGACCCAGACCCUCCCAGGUCUGGCGCCAGAGGGAAGCAGGCGAGGCCCGCGCUCCGGGGAACUGUGUGGGGCUCCUGGUCUCCAGACGUUGGGCCGUGCAGCCAAACUCACUGAACAAAGCCGUUGUCUUCAGUCCUCGUGCUUCAUGCCAUAAAGCGAACAAAGAGCAUUUUUACUAUAAUUUCAAGGAGCUGCUUUUUUAUAGCACAUACUUUUUUGCUUUGUACUAUAUUUGAUAGUUGCAGAAUAAUUUAGGCUGUAGAAACCUUUGUUGUGUUUGUGCUGUUCACGAAUAUUGCGAAGCAAGUGCUUUACUCGGCUGCCGUGAUCUCCUCGUCCUGCUGUAUUUCCCUCCUGCCUCGUGGGAACCUCAUCUGAUUUCUGUUUUCAGUACGGUGUUUUUUUUUUAUGUGUGCUUGUGGGUAUGGGGUUUUGUUUUUUGUUUUUUGUUUUUUUUUUGGUCAGUAUUCUGAAUGUUUACAUCUGUUUGACAUUAGCCAUUUAAUGCCUUUUUUUUUAAGGCAGUGUAUUACCCUGCAUGUAACAGCAAAAUGUGAAAUCAAUCCACACGUAAUGUGCAUGACAAACACAGGCUGGGGGCAAAGGCCCGGGACAUAGUCAGACAUUGGACAUGAGCAUACAGGAAAGGGAGACCCUCCUUCAGCCCUUUACCAAAGAAUAUAUGAUUCCCGCAGGAAAACUCAGAAGGUGUGUGAAAUCCUCAGAAGGGGGAGCAGUUGAUUCAGCAAGACUGCUACAAUUUAAUACUGUUAUAAGCUUGCUUUGAUACCUGACUAAAUGUGACUGAGCAACAACAUUUAAACAAUUUUAGACAGUGUUUUGUUUAGAAUUCAGGGAUCAUGCAUUCUUUAAUGGUGCUGUUUGUUUUUUAUUUCUUUUCUACAAAGAAAAAAAGUGUUGCCUACAAAAGUGACUGCUCAUAAUACCAUAAGUUAAAGGAAAUGGAAUGUUUGUCUUUUCAUGUUUCUGUUUUUCCCUUUUUCAAAGCAAUCAUUUGGGUUUCAAUAUUAAAAUAUUCUGGAGAAAAUAAAG
Molecule: messenger RNA, 10603 nt
Organism: Manis javanica (Malayan pangolin)
Lineage: Eukaryota; Metazoa; Chordata; Mammalia; Pholidota; Manidae
Source: RefSeq, a predicted model, not a curated record